GCACGUUGACAUUAGAUUGACAGUGGAUUGACAUAAAUAUAACGUUGACAAUUGCAGCUACCGGUGUAUAACCUUAAAAAUGUUGAUGUCCAAAAAUUGUGUAUCGCUCGUAAAACACCAUAAAUGGAUCAGACCGGAAGGACACGACACUGGGAUUAAAGUAUUUAAUUGUAUAACUAAAAACAAAGAACCUUUAAUCGUGAAAAACAAAAAUUUUGUAACAUGGUAUACGUGUGGCCCUACAGUGUACGAUUCAUCACACAUAGGUCAUGCCAGUUGUUUUAUGAAACUGGACAUAAUACAGAGGAUAUUAAAACAGUAUUUCAACUUAAAUCUAGUAACUGUGAUGAAUAUAACAGAUGUAGAUGAUAAAAUAAUAAAUAGAAGCAAUGCAUCAAAAGUGCCUGUACAAGAAUUAACACAGAGAUAUGAAAAAGAAUUCUGGAAAGACAUAGAAGAAUUAGAUAUAAGUAAACCCGACGUUAUAUUACGAGUUACUGAAAACAUUGAAAUUAUCAAAAAUUGUAUAGAAAAAUUGAUGAAAUGUAAGAAAGCUUAUCAGGCAGAAAAUGGAACAAUUUAUUUUGAUGUGGGAGCGUAUAGUAACUAUGGAAAACUUCAAAACAUUAGCAGUGAAAAUCCAGAACAUGAACAUGAAUACAAAAAGUCUAGCAUGGAUUUUGCAUUGUGGAAAUCUGCAAAAUCUGGUGAAGUAUAUUGGGAGAGUCCAUGGGGCAAUGGAAGGCCAGGGUGGCACAUCGAAUGUUCAGCUUUAGCAAGCCAUAUCUUUGGGCCAGAGAUAGAUAUUCAUGCUGGAGGAAUCGACUUGCGUUUUCCGCAUCAUGAGAAUGAGGAAGCUCAGUCUUGUGCCUUGCAUUGUAAAACUCAAUGGGUUAAUUACUGGAUCCAUACUGGUCAUUUGCAUUUAAAAGAUAGCGAAAAAAUGUCUAAAUCAUUAAAGAAUACAAUGUCAGUCUCCUCACUUUUGGCAAAUACAACACCACAAACCUUUCGAAUGGCAUGUUUAAUGUCUCAUUACAGAAAACAUAUGGAGUUUAGUCCUGAAUUUAUGGCAACAGCCAGUACGAAUUUACAAAAUUACAUCAACUUUAUUGAUACUUGCAAAAAUUACUUAAAUGGAUUAAUUACAGUAGAUGUGGACAACAAUGCAAUGGAGCAGCUGGUACAAGAUUCGGCAGAAAUAAUAUAUGGUGCACUGACAGAUGAUUUCAACACUCCAUUAGUUGUGAAAACUUUAAAUAAACUAGUGUCAGCAGUGAAUAUAACCCUUCAUUCAUCUAAGACACAUUCUAGUGUUUCAAAAUCAGUUAAUGUUGUGGUUAUCUUAAAUUUAGUCUUGAGAACAUUAAACAUGUUGGGAUUAGAUUUAAGUUAUAAGAAACAUAGUGAGAGUGGAAGUGACUUUGUGGAAAUCAUGAACAUAUUAAAUGAUUUCAGACAAAAUGUAAGACAGUUGGGUAUUUCAAAGAAAGAUCAACAACUAUUAGAAAUGUGUGACACUGUUAGACAUAAUUUAAAGAAUUCUGGAAUUAUUUUAAAAGAUCAUGGUAAGGUUUCAUCAUGGUCUACUUAGCUGAUAUUAUAAAAUGAUUUAAAAAGUUUAGAAAACUGCAGAUUAUUUCUCUACAGAAAAAAAUCCCACUUCAAAAUAAAAGUACAAUAACAUAGCAUAAGACAGUUUUAAAUGCUAUCUAUGAUUUUUAACUGUUUUAUUGGAGUAUCAUCUCCAUACUGAUAAUCAAGUGCUGUGAUUCUAAAUGUUUCUUCAAAUUAAUAGUGUAAUUUGUAAUUUCAUCCUCAAAUGAGUACCAACCAUGUAUCUCAUGAUGCUGCAACUUCUAGUCAUAUGACAAAAAGAAUACUUCUUAUCAUAGAUCGUGCUUUUAAUUGCUUACUAAAUACGCCAUUACUUCGUAAUUAAUUGUACUCCCAAAAACUAAUAAAUA
Molecule: messenger RNA, 1967 nt
Organism: Zophobas morio
Lineage: Eukaryota; Metazoa; Arthropoda; Insecta; Coleoptera; Tenebrionidae
Gene: CysRS-m
Product: probable cysteine--tRNA ligase, mitochondrial
Exons: 2
Coding region: 80-1594 (504 amino acids)
Biological process (GO): cysteinyl-tRNA aminoacylation
Cellular component (GO): cytoplasm
Molecular function (GO): ATP binding; cysteine-tRNA ligase activity
Source: RefSeq, a predicted model, not a curated record